Myiozetetes cayanensis is the source of this 1818-nucleotide messenger RNA. It is a transcript of the gene PITPNC1, whose product is annotated as phosphatidylinositol transfer protein cytoplasmic 1. The record is from RefSeq and is a predicted model, not a curated record. Gene Ontology annotation, molecular function: phosphatidylinositol binding; phosphatidylinositol transfer activity. Gene Ontology annotation, cellular component: cytoplasm. The transcript has 10 exons. Lineage: Eukaryota; Metazoa; Chordata; Aves; Passeriformes; Tyrannidae. Gene Ontology annotation, biological process: phospholipid transport. The coding region runs from base 562 to 1368 and encodes 268 amino acids.
GCGGCCGCAGCCGCGUUGCGGCGGGGAGGUGGGAGCCGCGCUUGGCAGCCGGCAGAGGGGAACGUUAUAAAAAGCCUUUGUCUCGGGACUCAGCAUCGCAUCUCUCUCUCCUGCCGCCCGACGGUGCUGCUGCUGCUGCCGGCGGCGGGGGCGAGAGCCACAUUUUCGGCUCGUUUGUUCUUUUCGCCGCCCCAGGCAUGUCUUGACACAGCCGCGAGAGAGCCCGGCGUUUCCGUGCACUUCCGACGGAUGUCUUCGGCUGGGGCGAGAGCGGUGGGGGUUUGAGACUUGGUAGCGUAUCUCGGUGCGAGCGUCCGUGAGAUUCCCAUGAUCGCAGCGUGAAGGAGGAAGAACUGGAAGAAAGAAGCAGUUGUAUUGGUUUCUCUUCUUGCUGGGUCAGCCUUCCUGGAUGGUUGCGCUACUGUCUUGUGGACACAUUGUCAAGCGCGCACAGAGAGAGAGGCUUGAUUAUUUUCUCCCGUGUUUGGUUUUCGUCGUGAUCUCUGUGCAGAAAUCCCCACUUUUCUCGCAGUUCGCCGGUCCGCACUGAGCAGCAGGAAUAUGCUCAUGAAGGAGUACCGGAUCUGUAUGCCUCUGACAGUUGAAGAGUACAGGAUUGGACAGCUGUACAUGAUCAGCAAGCACAGCCAUGAGCAGAGUGACCGAGGGGAGGGGGUGGAAGUGGUGCAGAACGAGCCCUUCGAAGACCCCAACCACGGCAAUGGGCAGCUGACAGAAAAACGUGUCUAUCUCAACAGCAAACUGCCUAGCUGGGCUAGAGCAGUUGUUCCCAAAAUAUUUUAUGUUACGGAGAAGGCCUGGAAUUAUUAUCCUUACACAAUCACAGAAUACACAUGUUCCUUUUUGCCUAAAUUCUCCAUUCAUAUAGAGACAAAGUACGAGGACAACAAAGGAAGCAACGACAGUAUUUUUGACAAGGAAGCGAAGGACCUGGAGCGCGAGGUUUGCUUCAUCGACAUCGCCAGCGACGAAAUUCCCGAGCGCUACUACAAGGAAUCGGAGGAUCCCAAAUAUUUCAAGUCACAGAAGACUGGGAGAGGCCAGUUGAAAGAAGGCUGGAGAGAGACCCACCAGCCAAUUAUGUGCUCCUACAAACUUGUGACUGUGAAAUUUGAAGUCUGGGGACUUCAGACCAGAGUAGAGCAGUUUGUGCACAAGGUGGUCAGAGACAUCCUGCUGAUCGGGCACCGGCAGGCGUUCGCCUGGGUGGAUGAGUGGUACGAUAUGACUAUGGAUGAUGUUCGAGAAUACGAGAAAAAUAUGCAUGAAAAAACCAACAUUAAAGUUUGCAACCAGCAUUCAUCUGCUGUGGAUGAAAUAGAGAGCCAUGGCAAAGCAAGAACAUGACAAUGGAUGAAGUCCGAGAGUUCGAACGAGCCACUCAGGAAGCCACCAACAAGAAGAUCGGGGUUUUCCCACCGGCAAUAUCUAUCUCUAACAUUUCCAUGCCUUCCUCGACCCGCAGUGCUCCAUCUAGUGCUCCGUCAACUCCUCUCUCCACAGAUGCUCCUGACUUCCUGACAGUUCCCAAAGACCGGCCUCGGAAAAAAUCUGCUCCAGAAACUCUCACUCUUCCAGAUCCAGCCAAGAAAACCUUUUAAAUGAACCCUGCAUGUUUCCUCCUGAUAAGCCAUGUCUGCCACAGCAAGAGUGACAUAACUCAGUUGCUACAAAGGUCGUGGUGGUUUGUUGGUUGUUUCUUUUUGGUUUGUUUUGGUUUGUUUUUUUCUUGCUUAAAAUAAUCUUCCCGGUGUGGAAAGGUGACUUCUUUCCUCAGACUCGAUCCUUAAAACCUUC